Protobothrops mucrosquamatus (brown spotted pit viper) is the source of this 2444-nucleotide messenger RNA. RefSeq names its product transformation/transcription domain-associated protein. The annotation marks the transcript as partial. Gene Ontology annotation, biological process: DNA repair; regulation of DNA-templated transcription. The record is from RefSeq and is a predicted model, not a curated record. NCBI's taxonomy places the organism in Eukaryota, Metazoa, Chordata, Lepidosauria, Squamata, Viperidae. The transcript is spliced from 11 exons. Gene Ontology annotation, molecular function: transcription coregulator activity; protein binding. Gene Ontology annotation, cellular component: nucleus; NuA4 histone acetyltransferase complex; SAGA complex.
GUCUGAAGAAGCCAACAAAGCUUUCUCGGCGGCGGUUCAGAUGCACGAUGUGCUAGUGAAGGCCUGGGCCAUGUGGGGGGAUUACCUGGAAAACAUCUUCGUCAAGGAGCGCCAGCUGCACCUCGGGGUCUCCGCCCUCACCUGCUACCUCCACGCCUGCCGGCACCAGAACGAAAGCAAAUCCAGGAAGUAUUUAGCCAAGGUCCUUUGGCUCCUGAGUUUCGAUGACGACAAGAACACGCUGGCCGAUGCCGUGGACAAGUAUUGCAUUGGCGUCCCGCCCAUCCAGUGGCUGGCUUGGAUCCCCCAGCUCUUAACCUGCUUGGUUGGAUCAGAAGGAAAACUCCUCUUGAACCUCAUUAGCCAGGUUGGACGUGUCUACCCCCAAGCGGUUUACUUCCCCAUCCGGACCCUCUAUUUGACAUUGAAGAUAGAACAACGGGAGCGCUACAAAAGCGAUUCCGGACAGCAGCAGCCGAGUUCCGUGGGAAGCCAGUCUCAUUCUGCGUCGGACCCCGGACCGAUCCGAGCGACGGCCCCCAUGUGGCGAUGCAGCCGUAUCAUGCACAUGCAACGGGAGUUGCACCCAACGCUCCUCUCGUCUCUGGAGGGGAUUGUGGAUCAGAUGGUCUGGUUCCGAGAAAAUUGGCACGAGGAGGUGCUCCGACAACUCCAGCAAGGCCUGGCCAAGUGCUACUCGGUGGCCUUUGAGAAGAGCGGGGCUGUUUCCGAUGCCAAAAUCACACCCCACACCCUGAAUUUUGUCAAGAAGCUGGUCAGCACCUUCGGAGUGGGCCUGGAGAACGUCUCCAACGUCUCCACCAUGUUUUCCAGUGCGGCUUCCGAAUCCCUCGCCAGGAGGGCCCAGGCCACGGCUCAGGAUCCCGUCUUUCAGAAACUGAAGGGGCAAUUCACGACCGAUUUCGACUUCAGCGUGCCGGGCUCCAUGAAACUCCACAAUCUCAUUUCAAAACUGAAGAAGUGGAUCAAAAUCCUGGAGGCCAAAACCAAGCAGCUGCCCAAAUUUUUUCUCAUUGAGGAAAAAUGCCGUUUUCUUAGCAAUUUCUCUGCCCAGACAGCAGAAGUGGAAAUUCCAGGAGAAUUUCUUAUGCCCAAACCAACACACUACUACAUCAAAAUUGCCCGAUUUAUGCCCAGAGUAGAGAUAGUCCAGAAACACAACACGGCAGCCCGAAGACUCUACAUCCGAGGCCACAAUGGGAAGAUCUACCCCUACCUUGUCAUGAACGAUGCUUGCUUGACCGAGUCGCGUCGAGAGGAACGCGUCCUGCAGCUUCUCCGCCUCCUGAACCCUUGUUUAGAAAAGAGAAAAGAGACCACCAAGAGACACCUUUUCUUCACCGUUCCCCGCGUUGUGGCUGUCUCUCCCCAGAUGCGUCUUGUGGAGGACAAUCCGUCUUCUCUCUCCCUGGUGGAGAUCUACAAGCAACGUUGCGCCAAGAAAGGGAUUGAGCACGACAGCCCCAUUUCUCGCUACUACGACCGGCUGGCGACCGUCCAGGCACGAGGGACCCAGGCCAGCCAUCAGGUCCUCCGGGAUAUUCUGAAAGAAGUUCAGGGCAACAUGGUGCCACGCAGCAUGCUGAAGGAGUGGGCCCUUCACACCUUCCCCAACGCCACCGACUACUGGACCUUCCGGAAGAUGUUCACAAUCCAGCUGGCGCUGAUCGGGUUUGCGGAAUUCGUCUUCCAUUUGAACCGACUCAACCCGGAGAUGCUGCAGGUUGCUCAGGAUACAGGCAAAUUAAACGUGGCCUACUUCCGGUUUGACAUCAACGAUGCUACCGGGGAUCUGGACGCCAACCGUCCCGUCCCGUUCCGGCUCACCCCAAACAUUUCGGAAUUCCUGACCACCAUCGGGGUCUCCGGGCCCCUCACAGCAUCCAUGAUUGCCGUGGCUCGUUGUUUUGCUCAGCCAAACUUCAAGGUUGACGGCAUCCUGAAAACCGUGCUGCGCGAUGAAACCAUUGCUUGGCAUAAGAAAACCCAAGAGGACACAUCCUCUCCCCUCUCAGCAGCUGGACAGCCGGAGAACAUGGACAGCCAACAGCUGGUGUCGCUGGUUCAGAAAGCUGUGACUGCCAUCAUGACCCGGCUCCAUAACUUAGCUCAGUUCGAAGGCGGAGAGAGUAAAGUCAACACCUUGGUUGCGGCCGCUAAUAGCUUAGACAACCUGUGUCGCAUGGACCCAGCCUGGCAUCCAUGGCUGUAGAUGUGUCCUUAAGACUUGAAGGAUAGCAAAGCCAGUUGAGACAUGACGAGGUCCUUCACACCCAUCACGGAUGGUUCUUCAUCCAUCCUGGCCCUGAUGUUUCCAGCAUGAUCAUGUUUCCACGAGCAGUUAUGUUUAUAGACUUCUCAUCUCAAAGUUAGAUUCUUUCCUUAUCAUGCUGACAUCACUCCAGUCCAGUGUGUGGGGUGUG